Messenger RNA from Formica exsecta, 6294 nucleotides. Its product is annotated as protein PF14_0175-like. The record is from RefSeq and is a predicted model, not a curated record. Lineage: Eukaryota; Metazoa; Arthropoda; Insecta; Hymenoptera; Formicidae. Bases 55 to 6219 code for a protein of 2054 amino acids. The transcript is spliced from 5 exons.
UGUCCAAAGAAGUAUAAUAAUAUCAAGUAGUGGUUAACAGUGAAUGUAAUCAAUAUGUAUAAGAAAAUUACUUCGAUCGUAUUGAUGUUACUUGUGAUUGUCCGUUCGGAGGAAAUUUCUGCCAAGAAUGUGACACAAGCAAAUUUCUUAAAUUUAAGAUUAUCGACAAUUCUGCCGUACUUAUUGCACAAUGACCAAAAUCAUACGAAGGAUAAUGCAAAGAGAUCGCUCUUUCUAUUAAUGCCACCAUCACAGACACGAGAUGCAAACUCAAAAGAAAUAGUUCAAAAAACAAAACGUUGCGGAACAUUGCCUCGGAAAAACAGAUUUUUCUUAUUAUCGAGAAAGGAAAACAGUACCAGAGCAGAAAUGAAUGCAAGAAGCCUUGAUAGAAAUAUCAAAAUCCCCAGACAAAAUUCAAAUGCCGAUACUUCUAUAAAAAACAUAAAAUACUUGCAAGAAAGCCCUGUAAACAGGAUAAAAACUGAAACACAUAAAGAUAAUACAUUUUUACGAGCCCUCAGGAAUAACAUGAAUGCAGAAAAUGUAAUUUUGAAUUUAAAAUCUCGAGGAAAGACAAAGAAAUGUAAUACAGAAAAUUGUAUUUGUUACUGUAAAGAUGAGAACUGUUUUUCUAAAUCAUCAAUGACAAGUUCAUCGGAAAUAUUAAGCUCUUCCAGAAAAGAUAAGUCUGAAAAGAUAGAAGAUCAUCAAAGACCAGCGAAACAUGAAAACACAAAAUCAAAUAUUUUACAGCAAAUAUCACCAAAAUUGUAUCAUAAAAAUCUUCAAGAAUUACGCAUACCUAGUCUAAUCAAUUCUUUUCCAACACGAUAUUACCAAGAAAGAAUACGUGAUAUCCCUCAUGCGUCAAUUCUGUACGGAAAGAAACCACAUAUUUUGCCUUACAUAGUCGGAAAUGAUAAAAAUUUUCUUAAUAUUGGAGUUCCAUUUACUUCAUUUGAGAAUAGACCAAAUUUUCCACUUAAAAGUAAAGCCGACAAUCAAUAUGAACCGAUUAUCCAUCAAAACUUAUAUCCCUGUUCACAUAUAGUUGAAGAAAGUCGAGUUGGAAGUCCUAUGUCAACUACUUCAGCUUCGACAAGCUAUGUUGGUGCAACAACUAGUACACAAACAGAAAGUGAUCUUAAAUCGAUUGAAAUCACUGAAAAAGAUGAAAAACAUUUUUUCAAAUUAACUACAGAAGCUCCGAAUAAUUAUGUAGAUAAGUCAAUUAAUUCAGAAACGGAAACUAAUUUUUAUCCAAACUAUUCAAAUGAUGUAACUGAAAAAAGCAGUACUGUAGAUUUUUCUUCUACAGAACGAAUCAAAGGAAAUCAAGAAGACGAAUUUUCUAAGUUAAUGCCAUUUUUUACAAAUUAUGUUGAUAGAAGCAGAACACCAUCCAUCAUCUAUCCAUCAAUCCUGCAUAAUGACAUAUUGAUAAACAUGGAAGAGUGUAUAAAGUUAUUCGGUCGCGACGUGUGCGUACUCAGUGCGACGUCACCAGGAAUACUUGCAAAACAGACACAAGAGAACAAUAUGAAUGAAUAUUCUACGAUUAAAAUCCCGGAAUAUAUCGUACAAAUGUCCAAAAAUAAAGAAGGAACAACGUUAAAUAAUGCCAAUUAUUCGGAUAAACUUGAAACAAUCAAUACGUAUGUACAAUCGAAUGUUGAUUCCAAUGAGCAUCUCGAAUCAACAAAUACAGAAUUAAAUGUUGAUACCGAUAAAAAUUCUCCACAAGAAUCAUAUCGAUACGAAGGAUCUAUCGAAGAAACUUAUGAACCAGAUGAUAACUAUGAUGAGAAUAAAUCAUUUAACAUUAAAGAAAAUGCACGUAUCUCAAUAAACAAAUUGAUGGACCAGGUAACUGAUAAGACCAUGGAGACUGCAAGAAAUACACUGUUAGGAAAGAGUAAGAGUCAUACAAUUGAGCCAUUGUCAAAUCCAAAUAACAAGGAAACGGCAAAUCCCACUUCAAACGAGAAAUAUCUCUAUUCUACUAAUUCAUACUAUAGUAACGAAUAUAGUAACGAUCAACAAGAAACGAAUAAUUUAAAGGUUGAUCAACAAACUUUAAUAACAGAUAUAAAUGUUAAUUCAUGGAGUACUCUUGGAGUAUUGUGGAAUACUCUUCCUAAAGAAGAGACUACAACUAUUAGUUAUGAUUUUAAAACUGAAUAUAAUUUUGAAGAGAAAAAUAGAAAUUAUUUGGAAGAAUCAAAUAUUAAUAUUUAUCCUGAAGGAGAAAUUUCUCAAGAACAACUUAAAGAAGAGGAUACAACUGUUAAUCGUGAUAAUUCGAAAAUCGGAUAUAAUUUUAAAGAGGAAGUUACAAAUAAAUUGAAUGAAUCAGAAAUCGAUACUUCUCGUGAGAAAGAAAUUCUUCAAAGACAAUCUGAAGAAAUUACAACUAUCAGUUAUGAUUCUACAGCAAUGUAUAAUUUUGAAGAAGAAAGUACGUAUGAUUUGAAAAAAUUAAAUACUGAUUUUGAUCUUGAAAAAGAAAUACUUCAAGAACAGCUUGAAGACGAAAUUAUACCUGUCAGUUCUGAUUCUUACACCGAAUAUAAUUUUGAAGAAACCACUGAAAAUAAUUUAUUAGGUAUAAAAACCAGAGAUGAAAUUCUUGGAGAACAACCUGUAAUGCAAUAUCUUGAUCUUGAUGAAAAAACAAAUUAUUUAAACAAUAAAGAAGAUACCACCAAUAAUCCCGAAACAAUCAUCGAUUCAUCAUCAAGAAACCAUACCAUACCAUACUAUGACGAUACUUUACUUUUAAAUUCCAUCAGAAAGGUCAUCAACGACUUCGCAUCGAACGUUUCCUUAAGCAAAACAAAAAAUCUUGACGAAAAUAUUCUUCAGAUACAAGGUAGAAGUUUGCUGCCAGAAAUUUUACAAGUUCCGAAUCUCGAGAGUAUUCUGUCAAUUCCGCAAAUAGAAAACACGAUCGUAGAAAAGGUGAAAGAUAUUCUAUCCGAUAUCACAGUUAUUUCCCAAAAGAACUUCACAAACGAUUGGUCACAUGAUGUGAUAAAAAACUCUUUCCGUAGCAUAUUGCAGACUCUUUCCACAGAUUUUCACCGAAACCUCCCACCGAUGACGGUUGAGGAGCAUCAAUUCAAGGACGGACAAUGGUCAAUCAAUUCGAUAACUUUAGCGCCUGUUCCAGACAGCGAAUUAUCAAUAGCAAAUCCGGAAAACUUGGAGAAAAGCAUCAGAAAUCUUUUAAACUUUUCAGUAAUCGCGUCGCAAGCAGAUCAGUACAUUAUACGAAACAUGAUCGUGCAGAGUGUGAAAAAUAGUUUGACCAAAGACGAACAUGAGGAAAUAGAUAAUUCGAUAAUUCAUAUGCUAAAUAAUAUUCUUCAGACAUUAAAAGAUUCAACAGAUACGGACAUGUUAAAAAAAAAUAACAGCUUUGAUAAUAAUAAAAAAGAUGUGAAUUUGACUCUUUCGCAAGAAGUAUCAGCAGGCAAUUACGAAGAAGGAAUAAAUGUUGGCAAUUCAAUAUUAAUUGAUAAACAGAAUCUUGACAUAGAAAGAGACAAUGAGAAAACACAGUUGACGAGUUAUCAGGAAUCCAAGGGAUUAGAAAAUAACGCUAGCAUGAUUAUUUCUAAUCUUUCAAAUUCAACAGAAUACAAGAAAGACAAAAGCACGCACAUUGAAAAAAAAACACCAAGGAAAACUGAUAUACUUAUGCGUAGAAUAGGAAAAAAAUUCAGAAAUCAAAUGAAAAGGAUACAGAAGAUAGAUAUGCAAGAUAAUGAAGUAAAAAAACUAGCUGAACCGUUAAAAAAUACAGUGACAUAUAAUAAAGCUAUUUCACAAAAUAAUCUCAGCAUAUCAGAAAUUUCUAUAGAACCAAUAGAAACAGAGGAGUUAAAUAAAACAGAAAAAAAUAUAUUCUCAGAGGCAACAACAAUUUCAUCGAUUAUGACUAAAAAUUUUGAUGAAACAGAAGAAGAUAUCGUUACUUUAACGCCGGUAAUAAAGAAUAUUAAUGAGAAUGAUGACAAUAAUAAAUCAUCGAUAAAUUAUUCUUCACUGGAUGAUCAAAUUUUGAAAUAUAUAAAAAAUGAUCGUAUCAAUAAUGAAAGUGUUCAAGUUACAACAAUACCCACAAAUUUUGUACAAAAAACUUCACCCAAUUACGCACAGAUAUCGAAUGGCAUAAUUUCAGAAAACAUGGAAGAAGUUAAAGAUUUCGGAAAUGAAACUGAAUAUAUCUUAAAUAGAAAUAUAUUGACUAAGUCACCUGAUAAUUUAAUUUCAUCUACAAAUUUAAAAUAUCGAAAUGAGAAGUCGGAAAUCGCAUCUUCAACUGAUGAAAUUGAUCCAGCAAUAAUAUUAGAGAGGAUUGAGCAUAAUUUAUCGCCAAUAAAAUAUUAUUCGCCGGAAAUUUUAAAAUACAUAAAAAGUCAUCAUAAUGCUGAUGCAAGUGUUGAAGUAACGACAACAUUCACAAGUUUUAUGCAAGAAAUUUCACCCGAUUAUGCACAACAAAUAUCGGAUGAUCUAAUUUCACAAAACAUAGCAAGUGCUAAGGAUGAUGGAGAGGAAAUAGAAUGCAUAUUAAAUGAUAAAACGUCGACUAUUUCAGCUGAUAAUGUAAUUUCAUCUCUAAAUGUAGACGACGGAAAUUAUAAAUCCAAAAUUACUUCUUCGAUAGAUACAAAUAUUUUAGAUUCGCAGCAGCAGAAUUUUAUGGCAAAAGGCAACAUUAUUGCCAAAAUCCACGAAGCUACUACAGAAGUUCAACGAACCUACGCAAAAACUACUUACUUUAAGGUGAACCCUUCUGUUGACGAUAGUUCAAGGCUCAGUUCGUUUUCAUCGGAUUAUAAAGCUGAUGCAAAUAAUAAUGAUAAUAAGAAUAAAAAUAGCAAUAACAACGACAGUCUAAUUGGCAACAAAUAUAAUGCUGAUGAUAUUACUACAGAAACAAAUAAAGUAACUAUUCCAUUCUCCAAAUCAUGUUGUUUAGGCGAUAUUUAUCCUCUUCAGCUAUUUCCCUUAUUAAUUGCUUCCGAUAAUUCGGAAUUUGAGAAAUCGCAGCUUUACUAUAUUAACGACGGCAUGAAAUUGCCAUUGGAAAUCAGAAAAUUAAAAGACGGUUUUUAUGAGUUGUCGAUCGCCAAGAACAUAUGCGAGCAGAUUCUGGAAAGAAAAUGUUCCUGCUGUGUGCCACUGCAAGGACAUGUGAUUUUAUCAUGUAACAAAAAUCAAGAUCAAAAAGAUAUACAUAUAAUGACUUCAAGUCAAGAGAAUAUGUAUGUGAAAAAUGUUAAAAAAAAUUAUUAUUCGACUGAAUCGCCUAACAUAAUGAUAACUGUAAUGACUACGGGAAAAGAUACCUUGAAAAUGCAAAACUCAGAAGAAGAAGAAGAAUUAAUAAAGUCAGUUAGAAAAUUUGAAUAUGAUCAAUUAGAAAAGAAAAAUCUCAAUGAUAAUUUUGAAACAAAGAAAAAUGAAUUUGUGAGUGAAAAUAAAGAUGCAACCGAUAAAUUACAAAAUUUGGUAAACUUUCGAGAGAGAAAAGAUACUAUGAGCACGAGUUUCUCAAGAUCUCCAAUUUUCCGAGAUUUGUACACAUUGGGGAAUUCAAUAGUUAAAUCAUGGAAGAAAAAUGCAAAAGCAAAUCAAUUUGAAAUAACUGAAGACUUGCAUAAAAUGGAAACUGAAAAAAACAUUCAAAAUAUAAACACUGAGGAAAAAAUAAAUUCUAAAAAUCAAAAAAGAAAUUCCGUUUUUAAAAGAAUUAAUAUUUCCAAAGAAGACACCGAGAUAAAGAAUGAAGAAAUGAAAUCGGAUAAAUACCGAAUAGCGGAUAUCGAAAAAGAAGAUGUUAAAGUUUUCAAAAAGAAAAGAGAAAAGAGGCCUCAGCAAACUAUAGAAUCUAAAAAUCAAGAGAGAAUUCCUAUUUCGAGAAUUAUUAUUUCCGAAAAUAAAGUCAACAUGAAGAGCGAAGAAACAAAUUGGGAUAAAUUAACAGAUAUUGAAGAAGGAAACGUUUUCCAUAAGAAGGAAAAACAGGAGCGUAAAGUGUAUAUAAUUGACGAUAAGCAGAAUGGUUCAAGAUUUAAAAAUUCUGAAGAAGACAGUAAAAAACCAUAUAGAUAUCAGCGAAAUAUAAAUGGCAUCGUAAAUAAAAGAGCAGAAAUAGUAAAAUCUAUGCUUUAUUGGCUUAAAGGUCUUUUCUCAGAUAAAUAAAACACAAGAAAUGGAUUAAUAGCUUUGAAAAUCUCUCUUUUUUUUAAAUAAAAUGUUUUCUUCAAAAAUUUGCUU